CCAAAUACUCCAAAAACCCAAAACCCUUCUUACGUUCCAAGUUUCCAACCUUAUUUGCAGCGUUCAACACUUGCUUAGUUGCUUCUCUCUCUCUCCUCUUAUACACAACCAUGGCGGCAAGACCGGAGCUUUUAGCACCGCCGGAGAUAUUCUACGAUCAAUCUGAAGCUCGAAAGUACACUUCUUCUUCUAGAAUCAUCGAUAUUCAGGCAAAGUUGUCUGAAAGAGCGUUGGAGUUGCUUGCCUUGCCUGAUGAUGGAGAACCCAGAUUGCUCCUUGACAUUGGUUGCGGAUCAGGGCUGAGUGGAGAGACACUGUCCGAGAAUGGGCAUCAUUGGAUUGGUUUAGAUAUUUCUGACGCUAUGCUGGAUGUUGCAUUGGAGCGGGAGGUUGAGGGUGAUCUUCUACUUGCAGACAUGGGACAGGGGCUAGGUCUUCGUCCUGGAGUUAUUGAUGGUGCAAUCAGUAUCUCUGCCGUCCAGUGGUUAUGCAAUGCAGACAAGUCCUCUCACGAGCCUCGACUGAGAUUGAAGGCUUUCUUUGGAUCAUUGUAUAGGUCCCUCGCAAGAGGAGCUAGAGCAGUACUUCAGGUGUAUCCCCAAAAUACAGCUCAGCGGGAGCUGAUCCUUGGUUUUGCAAUGCGUGCUGGAUUUGCUGGCGGUGUGGUAGUAGACUUUCCUCAUAGUACAAAAAGUCGAAAAGAAUACCUUGUUCUCACCUGUGGUCCACCGUCCUUAAGUUCUGCUACUCCGAAAGCCAAAGGCGAAGAUGGUGUAAGUUGCUCUGAUGAUGAAAGUAGCGGAGACGAAGAAAACAAAACGGUUUCAGUUUCAGACAGGCAUAGACCCAGGAAAAGGCAGAAGCUUGGAAAGAAAAUUAAAGGGAGAGAAUGGGUUCUGCAGAAAAAGGAUCAGAUGAGAAGGAAAGGCGCCACGGUUCCUGCAGAUACUAAAUAUACUGCUCGUAAACGAAAGUCUCGUUUCUAAGCUAUCUUCCAGUUCGAGCAUUUAUGGUGUAAAAUUUUUUUAUUUGAAGAAUUCAUGAAGUUAAGUUGUGGUAGAUUAGAACAACAAUGAGGGAACAUAAAUUUUAUUUGUACACCCACAUUUUUCACUAAUAUUAUACAAUUAGACUCUAAAUUUUGUGCAA
Molecule: messenger RNA, 1149 nt
Organism: Beta vulgaris subsp. vulgaris (sugar beet)
Lineage: Eukaryota; Viridiplantae; Streptophyta; Magnoliopsida; Caryophyllales; Amaranthaceae
Product: 18S rRNA (guanine-N(7))-methyltransferase RID2
Exons: 9
Coding region: 111-986 (291 amino acids)
Biological process (GO): rRNA (guanine-N7)-methylation
Cellular component (GO): nucleolus
Molecular function (GO): rRNA (guanine) methyltransferase activity
Source: RefSeq, a predicted model, not a curated record